UCUUUCUCUCUCUCUCUUUUUUUUUUAAUCCAUAGGCCUCAUUUAUGAGAUAAACAUUUUGUAACAUAAAAUGGCCCCUCCUGUCAUAUCCUUGAGAAGCAUUGUGUGAACACUUGAGAGAGAGAGAUAAAGAUGGCUGGUGUCUCCAAUGGCCACGACGGUUCCUCCUUCAAGAUGCCCUCCAUCAAGUUCACCAAGCUCUUCAUCAAUGGACAAUUUGUUCAUUCUAUUUCAGGAAAGGAGUUUGAGACAAUAGAUCCAAGGACAGAAGAGGUGAUUACGAAGGUGGCAGAGGGAGCAAAAGAAGACAUCGAUGUUGCUGUCAAAGCGGCACGUGUUGCAUUCGACUAUGGUCCAUGGCCUCGCAUGCCCGGCGCUGAAAGAGGAAGAAUUAUGAUGAAAUGGGCAGAACUAAUCGAGCAGCACGUGGAAGAAAUAGCAGCAUUGGAUGCAAUUAAUGCAGGGAAGUUGUACCAUAUCCUCAAGGGUGGUGAAAUCCCUGGAGCAGCAAGAACCAUACGUUACUAUGCUGGUGCUGCUGAUAAAAUUCAUGGAGAGGUGUUGAAAGCGGGAAGGGAGUUCCAUGCAUACACUUUGAUGGAACCAAUUGGUGUUGUUGGACUUAUCAUUCCAUGGAACUUCCCCAGCAUCAUGUUUGUUGGCAAGGUUGCUCCUGCCUUGGCUGCUGGUUGCACCAUAGUCCUCAAGCCUGCUGAACAAACACCCCUCUCAGCUUUGUUUUAUGCUCAUUUAGCUAAACAGGCUGGAAUUCCGGAUGGGGUGCUCAAUGUAGUACCCGGAUUUGGUUCGACUGCAGGUGCGGCAAUAUGCUCACACAUGGACAUUGACAAGGUCAGCUUUACAGGUUCAACAGAAGUGGGGCGAGAAGUAAUGCGUGCUGCAGCCAACAGUAAUUUGAAACCUGUUUCACUUGAAUUAGGAGGCAAGUCACCCCUCUUAGUUUUUGAUGAUGCUGAUGUAGAUACAGCUGCUCAGAUUGCUCUCUUGGGUGUCAUAUUUAAUAAGGGAGAAAUUUGUGUUGCGGGUUCAAGGGUGUUUGUUCAGGAAGGAAUCUAUGAUGAAUUUGAGAAGAAAUUGGUCGAGAAAGCAAAAGCUUGGGUGGUUGGUGAUCCUUUUGAUCCUAAAGUUCAGCAAGGGCCUCAAGUUAACAAGAAGCAAUUUGAAAAAAUUCUUUCCUAUAUUGAGCAUGGAAAGAGAGAAGGGGCCACCCUUUUGACAGGGGGCAAAAGAAUAGGCAACAAGGGCUACUACAUUGAGCCUACAAUUUUCUCCAAUGUUAAGGAGGACAUGCAAGUAGUACAAGAUGAAAUAUUUGGCCCUGUCAUGGUAUUGAAGAAGUUUAAGACCAUUGAGGAAGCAAUUACAAGUGCUAACAACACUAAAUAUGGCCUAGCAUCAGGAAUUGUGACCAAGAAUUUGGACAUAGCCAACACUGUGUCAAGGUCCAUUCGUGCAGGCAUUGUUUGGAUAAACUGCUACUUUGCCUUUGGGGAUGACAUUCCUUAUGGAGGGUACAAGAUGAGUGGAUUUGGAAGGGAUUUUGGAUUGGAGGCCCUACACAAGUAUCUUCAAGUUAAAUCUGUUGUAACUCCUAUUUACAAUUCUCCCUGGCUUUGAAUAUCUUUUUGUUUUAUGCAAGUAUAAACAAUAGUCAAUAAUACAAGAGCUUUUACACAUACAUUUAAUCAAAGUAAUAAAAUAAGGGCAUAACAUGUUAUUGAUGUUGGUGGAAA
Cajanus cajan (pigeon pea) is the source of this 1754-nucleotide messenger RNA. NCBI's taxonomy places the organism in Eukaryota, Viridiplantae, Streptophyta, Magnoliopsida, Fabales, Fabaceae. The record is from RefSeq and is a predicted model, not a curated record.